GCAUCAAAUAGGAUCUGAGCAUUUUCUGCUUCUUGUUUCUGUCUUAGCCCACUGAAAUAUCACUAGGCUGGAGGACUGGACUUAAAAGUGUCAUAUGGAAAUGCCCAUUUGAGUUCAAGAUCGAUCAAAGAGGAGGAAGAAAGAAAAAUGGACUGUAUCAACUUCAGCUUCGAAGGAGAAAAUUUAUGUGAUAUUUCGUGGGCUGCAAAAAAUUAUGCAUGCAGCUUUUGCAAGAGAGAGUUCAGGUCUGCUCAAGCUCUUGGGGGUCAUAUGAAUGUCCACAGGAGAGACAGAGCUAGGUUGAGACUCCUCCCUCCAAGCCUUUCUUCAGAAAUAUGUCCUCAUAACCCUAACCCUAGCUCUUAUUUUUCUCCCUCUUCAUCAUCAUCAUCAUCCUCUCUUUCAUCCUCUAAGGGCUUACCACACAAUUACUCAUCAUGUCACUCCUUGCUUUCUCCUUCUUUGAGGGCUUUGAUGUCUGCAACUUCAUCUACAGAUGGAAACAAGAAACCCAAAUUCAAGUACAACUCUCCUCAAAAUCAUGUUCCUAAUUUGAUUCCCAAGAAAGGCAAGAGAGGUGCUGUGGAUCAUGAGGCCGGAGAAAUAUUGAAGGGGUUUGCACAAAAAGAUCUGGAUGAUGAGUUCAACAAGGUUGAUGAUCUGAAGAAAGAGAGUAAUAUUAUUAGGCUGGACUUGGACAUGGGUUUCUUCAAAGAUCACAAGGAGGAAGUGGAUUUGGAACUUCGACUUGGGCAUCUGUAGGUGCAAAACUUCACCUACUUGUGUGGGAAUUUAUCCCAAGUUAGUUUAGAUUUGAUUUUAUGCUGCACUUUAUUUUUAAAAUGAAAUUUUAUUUUCCCCUUUCUUCUUAAUUAGCUACCCAACAAUGAAAUCAGAGAUGCUUUGAGAAGGUUAAUUUUUGUAUGGAUCUAAU
This is a messenger RNA of Prunus persica (peach), 934 nucleotides long. RefSeq names its product transcriptional regulator SUPERMAN. Lineage: Eukaryota; Viridiplantae; Streptophyta; Magnoliopsida; Rosales; Rosaceae. The record is from RefSeq and is a predicted model, not a curated record. Bases 148 to 762 code for a protein of 204 amino acids. The transcript has 2 exons.